Lactuca virosa is the source of this 1346-nucleotide messenger RNA. The record is from the annotation of a GenBank genome assembly. NCBI's taxonomy places the organism in Eukaryota, Viridiplantae, Streptophyta, Magnoliopsida, Asterales, Asteraceae.
AUGCAUACAUCGAUAGACACUGACUUCAUUCUCUCCUCUGGAAGCCUUCCAUGCCAGUUUCGAUCUCCGACGCUCCCCUUUCUUGCACCACGAGUCGCUCCCCCUUUCUCUCACCCUCUACCACCACCUGUCAUCGACGUCGUCAUCACACUCACAACUUCAAAGAUGGGGCGGUGUGAGUCAUCAUCACACACAGUGUUAACGUUUCUCUCUCAGUCUCUCUGGACACGUGUUUGGCCACUGUAUCGCCAGCUACGUCAGUGCUUUCUAUUUUUAUGGAGAAGUGAUCAAGAAACAACAAUGGAGGGAAAGGAAGAGGAUGUUCAUUUGGGAGCUAACAAGUACCGGGAGAGACAACCGAUUGGGACGGCGGCGCAGGUACCAGAUAAGGAUUACCAAGAACCACCACCGGCUCCGUUCUUUGAGCCAUCGGAGCUUACUUCCUGGUCGUUUUACAGAGCCGGGAUUGCCGAGUUUAUCGCUACUUUUCUGUUUUUAUACGUCACCGUUUUGACGGUCAUGGGAGUAGUUAAGUCGCCGACCAAGUGCUCCACCGUUGGCGGGCAUAUUAAUCCGGCGGUGACAUUUGGGUUGUUUCUGGCAAGAAAACUGUCGUUGACCAGGGCGUUGUACUACAUGGUGAUGCAGUGUCUUGGCGCCAUCUGCGGCGCCGGUGUCGUUAAGGGGUUCGAAGGAAGCAAACAGUAUAAGCUACUCGGCGGUGGCGCAAACACGAUUGCACACGGUUACACCAAGGGCGACGGCCUCGGUGCUGAAAUCAUCGGCACAUUUGUCCUCGUUUACACUGUAUUCUCCGCCACUGACGCCAAGCGCAGCGCCCGAGACUCCCAUGUUCCGAUAUUGGCGCCGUUGCCAAUUGGGUUUGCUGUGUUUUUGGUGCACUUGGCCACCAUUCCGAUCACCGGAACUGGAAUUAACCCGGCAAGGAGCUUGGGAGCUGCCAUUAUUUUCAACCAGGACCACGCAUGGAAUGAUCACUGGGUAUUCUGGGUAGGACCUUUCAUCGGAGCAGCACUUGCAGCACUGUACCACGUAGUGGUGAUCAGGGCCAUCCCAUUCAAGAACAAAUGAGGAAGACGACGAUCCUUUUGUUUUUUCGUUUUUGUUUGUAAAAUGUAUGUAGUAGUUGUAGUGGUUUCCUUUGUUUUUCUAAUAAUUCCAUAAGAAUCCAUUUGAGAAUUGGGGUGGAUGAGUCUGUUUGGGGGUCCACAUCAAAGUAUUUGUGGGCUUAUCUUGUACUGUAAAUUUAUUCUCUAAGCUGUUGGAAUACUUAUCUUCAUACACGAAUUGUUUAGAUAUAUGCUUAUCUCUAUUUUAAAUUGGUC